Molecule: messenger RNA, 336 nt
Organism: Trematosphaeria pertusa
Lineage: Eukaryota; Fungi; Ascomycota; Dothideomycetes; Pleosporales; Trematosphaeriaceae
Exons: 3
Coding region: 1-336 (111 amino acids)
Source: RefSeq, a predicted model, not a curated record
AUGAAGUUCUCCACCACCACCACCACCACGCUCCUCCUCUUCAUCGGCGCCACCGCAGCCACCGCCUCGCACCCCCUCGCAAAACACGGCCCCCGCGCCAUGGCGGCAUACGACAACAUCCUCGCGCUCGCGGAAGCCGCCGCGCUCGAAGCGCGCGCCGCCGGGCCAGGGCUCACGAAGAGGAACAAGUGCGAUAACCACUGGAGCCCGUGCUGCGACGAGAACACGCAUUGCGAGUCGGAGAGCGCUUGCUAUGAUCGCUGUGCUGGCGGUCUGGAUGCGGCGGGGUGUGUUGCUGGGUGUGCGGUGGCUUGUCCGUCGACGCCGGAGUGCUAG